AUGGCCUGGGCCCUGGUGGGGGCUUUCCUCUGCGGAUCCUUGCUGGGCUUCGUGUGCCUGAGCGGGCUAGCCGUGGAGGUGACCGUGCCCACUGAGCCACUGAGCAUGCCUAAGGGCAAGACAGCAGAGCUGAGCUGCAGGUACAGCACGUCCGUGGGGGAUAACUUCGCCUUGGAGUGGAGCUUUGUGCAGCCUGGGAAACCCAUCUCUGCGUCUCUUCCCAUACUGUACUUCACCAAUGACCACCUGUAUCCCACCGGCUCUAAAGCAGAUCGGGCCAGUCUUCUCCACAACCCCCCCACAGGAGGAGUGGCUACUCUGAAACUGACUGACCUCCGCCCCUCAGACACUGGAACCUACCUCUGCAACGUUAACAACCCACCAGAUUUCUACACCAAUGGGUUGGGGUUAAUCAACCUUACCGUGCUUGUGGCCCCCAGUGAGCCCUUAUGCAGCCACAGUGGGCAAACCUCUGUGGGAGGUUCUGUUGCACUGAGAUGCAGCUCCUCCGAGGGAGCGCCCAAGCCAGUGUACAACUGGGUCCGGCUUGGAUCUUCUCCUACACCUCCUCCUGGUAACAUGGUUCAAGAUGAAGUGUCUGGCCAGCUCAUUCUCACCAAUCUCUCCCUGACCUCCUCUGGCACCUACCGUUGUGUGGCCAGCAACCAGAUGGGCAGUGCCUCCUGUGAGCUGGACCUCUCAGUGACUGACUCAUCUGAAGGCCGAGUGGCCGGGACGCUGAUUGGGGUGCUCCUGGGUGUGUUGCUGCUGUCAGUCACCGCAUUCUGCCUGAUCAGGUUCCAGAAAGAGAGGAAGAAGGAGCCCAAGGAGACAUACAGGGGUAGUGACCUUCGGGAGGAUGCCACCGCACCUGGGAUUUCUGAGCAAGCUUCUAGGAGGGCCGAUUUCAGCAAAGGGCUCCUGGAGAAGUCCCCAUCCGCCAGCAUGGUGACAACCAAGUCCAAACUCUCUAUGGUUGUCUGA
Messenger RNA from Arvicola amphibius (Eurasian water vole), 984 nucleotides. RefSeq names its product V-set and immunoglobulin domain containing 2 (gene Vsig2). The record is from RefSeq and is a predicted model, not a curated record. The transcript has 7 exons. Bases 1 to 984 code for a protein of 327 amino acids. Lineage: Eukaryota; Metazoa; Chordata; Mammalia; Rodentia; Cricetidae.